GCGGCAAGCCGCAAAUGUCAACUAUUAACUAGACAUUUUUUGCCCUUGACGUUGUGUCGAUAAAUUCUCAAAAUUAUCUUUAAAAAAACAACGUGAUUGCAGAAUGGAGAGAGACCGAGGGUUCAACUUCAAACUGGUAGUACCGCCCAGAGCGAGUAAAGGACAGAUAUCUGCUGUUAGACCACAAGAAAUCCAUGAACGCUGUGGUGAUUUUGUGAGUACAUUAGACCAGGGCUACAGUAAAUGCUUCAACAAAGAGCAGAGUGUGAAUUUUGUCAACACAAGCAUGGUGGCACCAACUAAACCAACACUACAAGAUUUCCCCAUGAUGAAAGCCGUGCCGCCAAUGGAAAAAGAUGAGAAAAACUGCACUCCUGGACAGCUUUAUACCAAGCUGUUUGAUGAAGUAGAGAAAAUUAAGAGCUGGAAGAUCAAAGUAGACUUUGACACCUUGCAGAAGGAAAGGAGACUCCAAGAAAACAAAAGAACAAUUGAAACUCAGCGAAAAGCCAUUCAAGAGUUACAGUUUGGAAAUGAAAAUCUUAGCAUAAAGCUGGAGGAACAGAUCAGUGAAAAUGAGGAUCUGAGGAACAAAAACAACGCAACAAGGAACUUGUGUAAUAUACUCAAAGAUACCUUUGAGCGAUCAGCUGAAAAAAUGCAUUUAUUUGAAUCUGAGAGAGAAGAGACACAGCACACCUUCAUGGAAAACAGUGCAGGUAUUCAGAAAUUGAUUGCAGCAUUUGAAAGCCUUCGCAUUCAAGUCGAAGCUGAUCAGCAAGAGAUGCACCAAGUCAAAGAAGGCUUGCAGCAAUUUGAGAUCCUGAAAGAGAAAUUUACAGAAGAAUAUGACAUGAAAGAGAAAGAGGUGGCAGUUCUUCGAACAAAACUUGAAGAAAAGAAGAAUGAACUACAAAAGAUCCUACUUGACCUCCAUGAAACCCAGCAGCACUGUAAACUGCUUGAAGGAACAACAAAUGAACAACAUGAGCUUCUCAAAAGGUCAGAAGCUGGAAAGAAAUCCCUUCUUCAACAACUGCAGAGUGUGGAGAAGCAUUUGAAAGAAACUGAUGCGAAAUGCAAAGCUAUUGCUGCACAGCUUGAACAAAGCAAAGAAGAAUAUGAAGAGAUAAUUCGAAGCAAAGACAUAAGCUUACAGGAGCUCAGCAGAGAAAAAGCUCAACAAGCAGCAAAGCUGGAGCAGAUUCAGACAACUAUUCAGGAGAUAGAGAGCUCUUUAGCCAUGGAGAUACAGAAGGUCAAAGAACUUGAGGGUGAACUUGUAUCAAACAAGAAGGAGCUAGAGGAGACAAGUGCUCUUUUAGGAGAGACCAUGGAUCAGAGUGAAAAGAAAGAUGGGCAAAUCAAAAGCCUAGAGGAUGAACUGAACAAACAAUCAAAAUCUGUUGAGUCCAUGCAAGAUAAGCUUGCCAUAACUGAAGAUAAAGUGGAGGAUCUUGAAGCUGAACUUUCAAGGAAAAACAAAGAAGCGCAGUUAUUCAAGGAUAAAGCAGAUGUUGCAUCUACUGAAAAUGAUCUGCUGAAGAGGACAUGUGAGGCUUCCAAAAAAGAACAAGAAGAUAUAACGGAGAAAUCAGCAGCCAUAGGGAUCAAAGUGCAGGAGCUGGAGCAACAGUUGUUUUCCGAAAUAAAGAAAAAUAAAGAACACACCUGUCAGAUGGAGCAGUUGAGGAAAGACAUCACACAGCAUGAAAAAGAGUACCAAGAGCUGUUAUUCAACUUUAUUGGGCUACAGUCUGAGAAAAAAAUGAUUCAACAGCAGUUUGAGAGUGGAUCUGCUAAUGUGAAAGCUAUUGAGGAAAACUUGGAGAAGGAAAUUAAAGAAAAGUUUGAAUAUUUGCAAGAGGAAAUCACUGAACGGGAAAAACAAAUCAAAGCUGUGGAAACUAAGCUGGUCCAUCUCAGGAAAAAGCUUGAAAUCAAACUGAGAGCAAAUGAGGAAUUCCAGAAAGAGAACAAAGUGCUUAAAAAACAAAUAGCAAAGGAGACUGCAAAAUCCCAUGAGCUUGAAAAUGUGAUCAACAAUCUUUACGAGGAGUCCCAGAAUCUUAAGCAACUUAAUGCAAAAGACCGUCAGCAACUGCUUAAGGAUCUUGAGUCCAAGUCAACUUUUGCAGCAGAGCUGGAAAAUGAGGUUCAAAAGCUCAGAGGAACAACUAAAGAAGCCAUCAAGAACAAGGAGGAUGCGGAGCUCAAAUGCCAACAGAAGAUAACAGAUAUGGUCACUCUGAUGGAGAAACACAAGGGUCAAUAUGACCGGAUGGUUGAAGAAAAGGAUGCAGAGCUUGUUGAGAACAAAAAGAGAGAUAUGGAGGCAGUUGCCCAGAGGAAAUCCCUGGAGCUGGAUCUUUUGAAGGAGAAAGCAGAAAAUGAUCAACUGAAACAGCAGCUGAACACUGAAGAAUCAGAGAAGGCAAACCUGCAAAAGAAGCUUACUGAUCUGAAGAGAGAAAUGUCAUUGAUGAAAAUCAGAGUGCUGUCAGAAGCAAGAAAUAAUCAGUCUGCUGCCUUGAACUACACACAAGGGAAAAAUGCAGAGACUCCCAAAGAGAGCUUUUCUAAGAGACAGAUGUUCGACUUCUCCAAGUGCAGAUUUACUCCAUCCCAAAGUAAAGUCAAAGGAAGCACAGCACUCAUGAAGGUUGAUAAUAAAGAAUCUGAAGCUGAAUCUGUCAGAACUCCAUGUGGAACAACGCAGAAGAUUCAGGAAAGUCAAAAUGGAGACUUCAUGACCCCACAAAGUACCUUAAACAGAGUUGGAGGGACUUCAAAGAUCAAAGUAAUUAUGUUUGGGGUUUUUGUUGUUGUUUGUUUGUUUUUAGAUUUUGCAAGAGGAAUAAAAAUAUUUAUAACAUUAGCUGACAUUUACUCUUUCUUUCAGUCCUACAGAAUAAAGACACCCCCUUCUGCUGAAAAGGCUGCAUGUUGGAAGAAAAAUGCUAUUGAGCUUGACCCUAAGUCAGACAGCUCUAGUCUGAAUGAUCUCUUGGUCUUUGCAAGUGUACCAGAACCAAAUUUAUCUGCAUCGUCCUGCAAUCUAAACAUCCUCAAAAAGAUCCAGAGCCCAGUUCCUUAUAAAUCACCAGGCAACUCCCUGAAGCUAGCUGCCAUGAAAAGGAUGAGAGAUGCUGGGUGGACUGCUGUGACUGGCAAUGACAAAAAGAAGAAGAAGACCAAAGAGAAGAUCUUUGCUUAAAUAGGCCCGUU
This is a messenger RNA of Cheilinus undulatus (humphead wrasse), 3228 nucleotides long. It is a transcript of the gene sycp1, whose product is annotated as synaptonemal complex protein 1. The record is from RefSeq and is a predicted model, not a curated record. Gene Ontology annotation, molecular function: double-stranded DNA binding. Gene Ontology annotation, cellular component: central element; transverse filament; male germ cell nucleus. NCBI's taxonomy places the organism in Eukaryota, Metazoa, Chordata, Actinopteri, Labriformes, Labridae. The transcript has 33 exons. The coding region runs from base 104 to 3217 and encodes 1037 amino acids. Gene Ontology annotation, biological process: chiasma assembly; lateral element assembly; synaptonemal complex assembly.